This is a messenger RNA of Cooperia oncophora, 660 nucleotides long. The record is from the annotation of a GenBank genome assembly. NCBI's taxonomy places the organism in Eukaryota, Metazoa, Nematoda, Chromadorea, Rhabditida, Trichostrongylidae.
AUGCAGGUUGUACAAGAAUAUGAACGAGCUGUUAUAUUUCGAUUGGGACGCUUGAUGCCGGGUGGUGCCAAGGGCCCAGGUAUCUUUUUCAUUGUUCCUUGUAUUGAUACGUAUCGUAAAGUUGACCUCCGAGUACUUUCGUUUGAGGUCCCACCUCAGGAGAUAUUGUCUAAAGACUCUGUUACUGUUGCAGUCGAUGCUGUUGUAUACUUUCGCAUAUCAAACGCGACAAUAUCGGUAACAAAUGUGGAAGAUGCUGCGCGAUCGACGAAAUUACUCGCGCAAACCACACUUAGAAAUAUUUUGGGAACAAAAACCUUGGCGGAAAUGCUUUCCGAUAGAGAGGCUAUCUCACAUCAAAUGCAGACUACACUUGACGAAGCCACGGAACCCUGGGGGGUGAAAGUGGAAAGAGUUGAAGUCAAAGACGUCCGUCUUCCAGUUCAAUUGCAACGAGCGAUGGCGGCUGAAGCCGAAGCGGCUCGCGAGGCCAGAGCAAAGGUGAUCGUUGCCGAAGGUGAACAGAAAGCAUCUCGUGCCUUGAAAGAAGCAGCAGAAGUUAUCGCUGAGUCGCCAUCUGCUCUUCAACUACGCUAUUUGCAAACGCUUAAUAGCAUCUCGUGGGUUUCCUACUUCUCAAUUAUAUACCAACUUUGGAGC